ACAGUGGCCUGUACACAGCCAAAUGUAAAUUUAAAUGAUAAAUUUUAACUCGAAUAGUUAAUUUAAUAAUAAUAAUUUAUUUUCAGUUUGGUGUUAUAUUAAAAAUGUUUAUUAAGUGUGUUUUAUUUGUUACUCUCUUCACCGUUGUUUAUUCUGAUUAUGACAAUUACGACUCUGGGAGCCAGUGCACUUUCCCUCACUUCGAUCAUGGUAGAAUCAACACACGACGAAAAUAUCGACUGUACAGAUUCAUGUGUUACCAUGGGUUCAUGCUGGUUGGUAACCGAUACGCCACGUGUAGAAAUGGAGAAUGGGAUGUCCCUUGGCCCGUAUGUGUUAAACCUGGUUGCAUAGUUCCGAAUGUACCUCACUCUCUACAAUUAUCUAAGCAUGAUAAUGCUUGGUUGACGUUCUUCUGUCUACCCGGCUAUGAGUUAAAAGGCCGCCCAGCCAUGUACUGCGAUGGUAUCACAUGGAAUGGAACUGCUCCUAGUUGUGUUGAUACAAAUACUGCAAGUAAAUUAAGUUGUGAUUUUGAAAAAAGUGACCUAUGUGGUUGGAUGAAUGAUGAUUUACACGACUUCGAUUGGAAAAGGUUGAAUUUGGCGACACCUAGCGCACUAAUGGCCACUGGACCUUCAUAUGACCAUACUCUUGGAGAAGGAGCUUCAGGUUAUUACAUGUAUAUUGAGAGUACAGCAAGAAGUUUAAAUGAUACGGCUCGCCUUAUAUCACCAGUUUACAGUAAGGAAUUGACUAAAGGCGGUUGUUUCUCGUUCUACUAUCAUAUGUUUGGGAAGGAUAUCGGGGGUUUAAGAGUAUAUCAAAAGCCGGAUAACUAUCCUCUGGCAAUUCUCACAGUGUUACAUGACAAACAAAAGUUUCUGCUGUUUGAAAAAUGGGGAAACCAAGGAGAUACCUGGUACGGGUCUAUAUCUCCUUUGAAAGAUCAAGGCGACGAUUUUCAGAUAAUAAUCGAGGGCAUCAGAGGCAAGAGUUUUACCAGUGAUAUUGCAAUAGAUGAUGUAGCUAUAAUGCAGGGCGAAGAUUGUAAUAAAGCAGUGCCCACACCUCCCACAUUUUUAUCUGAAUCUUGUGAAGGGCGCUGUAACGUUUAUGGAAACUCUGAACCGAAGCACGGAUGUGGCUGCACCGCUGCCUGCGUCCUUAAUAGCAUGUGCUGCGCUGAUUUCUUCGAAAUGUGUGUCUUUUCCAGCAAUAUGGACACUACGCCUGUUGACGACGACAAAGCAAGUUCUAUAGAACCACCGCAAACACAGAAACUAGUGUCAAAAUCAUCUGAUGCACCAACAACAGUGCCCAGUAAAACAACAAAAACAUUAAAAACUACUGUUGUCACAACUACAGUGCCACCAAAAACGACAAAAUCAAAGACAACGACAGUUAAAACAACGCCUAAAAUUACGCCAAAAACAUCAAGAACAACGAAAAUAUUAACUACUACAAAAACAACUACAGUUAAACCAAUUACGACUAGUAAGAAAGUAACGUCUAAAUCAAAACCAACGACAUCUACAAAAAUGAUCACUACAAAGAAAUCAACGACGACAAUUAAACCAACAACCACUGUUACAGCCACUACUAAUAAACAAAUUAUUGAUUCAGCAUCUAGAAGAGUCAAGGAUAAACAAAGCAAUGAAUGGAGUGGAUUGAAGACGUGGACCGUAGUGCUAGCAGUGCUGCUUUGCUGCUUCGGUGCCGGAUGGCUCAUGUAUGCAUCGAGGGGCGCGCACUUGGCAGUAAUGUUGGCUAGAGUGCGCGGGCGCACACAAAACGACCCGGAAGUGCGAUAUCUACACUCCAAUGCUGACGACGAUUAAAUUAAUUCUUAGU
Achroia grisella is the source of this 1854-nucleotide messenger RNA. RefSeq lists its product as uncharacterized. Lineage: Eukaryota; Metazoa; Arthropoda; Insecta; Lepidoptera; Pyralidae. The coding region runs from base 105 to 1841 and encodes 578 amino acids. The record is from RefSeq and is a predicted model, not a curated record. The transcript is spliced from 10 exons. Gene Ontology annotation, cellular component: membrane.